GCAGACCAACACACAACACAACACAACACCAGUGAACGGGGGAAAUUGUUUUUACCGACAAUUUCAGUUUACCGUUUAUUUUGAAAGUUGAUCAUGUCGGUGAAUUAUGCCGCCGGUCUCUCCCCCUAUGCGGACAAAGGCGUCUGUGGUCUCCCUGAGACAUUUGACAGCCCAGAGGAUUUGAAGACUAAAGCCGAGACUCUGGCCCAGUGGAUCAGGGAGUCUCAGUAUAUGGUUGUGCAUUCGGGAGCUGGAAUCAGCACUUCAGCAGGGAUCCCGGACUUCAGAGGUCCUAACGGAGUGUGGACAAUGGAGGAGAGAGGAGAAACGCCUCACUUCAACACCACGUUUGAGGAUGCACGUCCAAGUCUGACUCACCUGGCCCUGCUGCAGCUCCAGAGAGCAGGACAUCUCAAAUAUCUCAUCAGUCAGAAUGUGGAUGGCCUUCAUGUGCGCUCCGGCUUCCCCAGGGAUCGACUGUCAGAACUUCAUGGGAACAUGUUUGUUGAAGAAUGUGAGAAAUGCGGCAAGCAAUACGUCCGGGACACGGUAAUUGGAGUGAUGGGACUGAAGCCAACCGGACGCUUCUGCGAGGUCACACGUUCCAGAGGACUCCGAACCUGCAGAGGUAAGCUGAUCAGCACAAUAUUGGACUGGGAGGAUUCGUUGCCAGACCGAGACCUGAACAGAGCAGAUGAAGCGUCCAGACGGGCAGACCUGGCCUUGACGUUGGGUACUUCUCUGCAAAUUAAACCCAGUGGAGAUCUGCCUCUGCUAACCAAACGCACAGGAGGAAAGUUGGUUAUAGUCAACCUUCAGACCACCAAACAUGACAAGCAUGCCCACCUCCGUAUCAAUGGUUAUGUAGAUGAGGUCAUGGGACAGGUGAUGAAGCUGCUGGGAUUGGAGAUUCCAGAGUGGACGGGGCCGACUCUGUGCGAAACCUCUGGUGGUGACCUGGACGUCCUUCCUCUCGGAGCCUGGAAAAAGGAGGUGAAGAUUGAAGUGAAGAUAGAGGAAAACAAACACGCUGUAACGAAGAAAAGAAAGAAGAAAGAGGGGGGCAGUGAGACAAAAGUCAAGAAAAACAUCAAGAUGGAAAAAAAGAUGGACAAGGAACCAACAUUAGAAUGCAAAAUUAAAGAUGGUUCCUUGAGUGACUCUCAACCAAUCAAAACACAGAACUCACCUUGUAAGGUGCAUCCUUUAAAUGACUCCUCCCACAUUUCUUCAUGUUCUUCUGCAGCGAAUAGCACCGUUGAUAAUAAGAACGCAGAUGGAUUCCUAUAACAAUCCCACAAAACUCAAGCUCAUAUAAAAUCCACCAUACACCACAGUCUUAUGUAAAAUGUACACCAGUGGUGUUCAGGCUUGCUCCCAGAGGGCUAAUGUCCUAAAUAAUUAAAUUUAAGCAAAACAAAACAUGCCUGUACUGGCUAAUCAAGGUUCUGUUUAGUUCCUGAUUUAUCUACGUCUAAGGACUGAAGGUAUGUAAGAUGCUACAUGCCCGUAGGGAUAUAGACUUCUAUGGAUUAAGGAAGUGAUGUCACAGGACAACGAUUGUGUUUUAUUACUGCUAGCUAGUGGACAAUGUUGAUGAGUAGUGAUUUACAUGUGCUUGGAUGAUCUUAUGCAACAUGUGCAGUUUUGCAGGAUGGACCCGUUGGUGAAAUCCAAUUUGUUAAAAGUUUAAAGCUGUCAAGAAUAUACCCAAGUCAUAUUUUACCCUGUAUUAAAAACAAAUAUUUGUUUCCAUUGACAUUUUGCAGUGAAAUUUUAUUUAUGUCUAGCUUACGAAUAUUAAGAAGCAAGUAUACGUAGUAUAGGAUAUUAUUAGGAGAGUUUUAGAGGAAAUACAAAAUGCGAAGCUAUGAUCGCAAAAUCUUUUUGGGGGGGGGUUAUAAUAUGAAGAUAUGUUCUUGGCAAAGAAAAGGAAACGAUUACAAACACUGAGAAUAAAGUGAUGCGGUUGUUAGAUAUUUAAACGCAUUUCUGUGUUUGGAGAGAUUGUGAGCGCUGCUUAAACUGUUUGUCUUUAUCGUGUAAAACUGUUGCUUAAAAAUGUCCUCUUUGUUGACCUUUUUUUUAUAUUUUCAGCUAUAACAUCACUUUCAUGUUUUUCUACCUUUUUUAUGAAGAACUUGUUGUAUAUAAACAAGGCGAUGAAAUUGUU
This is a messenger RNA of Paramisgurnus dabryanus, 2173 nucleotides long. RefSeq names its product sirtuin 6 (gene sirt6). Gene Ontology annotation, biological process: negative regulation of transcription by RNA polymerase II. Gene Ontology annotation, cellular component: nucleus. Lineage: Eukaryota; Metazoa; Chordata; Actinopteri; Cypriniformes; Cobitidae. Gene Ontology annotation, molecular function: transcription corepressor activity; NAD+ binding; histone H3K9 deacetylase activity, NAD-dependent. The record is from RefSeq and is a predicted model, not a curated record.